Messenger RNA from Cebus imitator (Panamanian white-faced capuchin), 6729 nucleotides. RefSeq names its product FA complementation group M (gene FANCM). Lineage: Eukaryota; Metazoa; Chordata; Mammalia; Primates; Cebidae. Gene Ontology annotation, molecular function: four-way junction helicase activity; nuclease activity; ATP binding. The transcript is spliced from 23 exons. The record is from RefSeq and is a predicted model, not a curated record. Gene Ontology annotation, biological process: double-strand break repair via synthesis-dependent strand annealing; interstrand cross-link repair; replication fork reversal.
GUCUCCGGAAGAGCUGAGAGAGUUUCCGGGAAGCCAGCCAAUCAUAUUUCCAACGCAAACUCUGUGGCGGUAUUUUCAACUGGAUAAACUGGCCGUAGUCCCUCCUUCUUGUUCCCGAGUUUUGUGCUAAGGAAACUGAUGGGGAUCCGAACCGUAGCGGUUGAGCUGCUGCUGCUACGGGUAUCUGAGUGAAGCCUUUGGCGGUUGUCGACCUAAUGAACGGACGACAAAGAACGCUUUUUCAGACGUGGGGCUCAAGCAUCUCCCGAUCAUCUGGGGCUCCGGGUUGCAGCUCCGGAACUGAGCGACCUCAGAGCCCUGGCAGCUCCAAGGCGCCUUUGCCAGCUGCAGCGGAUGCUGAGCCGGAGUCGGACGAUGAUGUGUUGCUUGUUGCGGUGUACGAGGCUGAGCAGCAGCUAAGUCUAGAGAAUGGCGGGUUCUGCACUUCCGCGGGCGCCCUGUGGAUUUACCCUACGAACUGCCCGGUGCGGGACUACCAGCUGCAAAUCUCCCGGGCUGCUCUGUUCUGCAACACGCUGGUGUGUCUGCCUACCGGACUGGGAAAGACGUUUAUUGCCGCCGUGGUCAUGUAUAAUUUUUACCGCUGGUUUCCUUCAGGAAAGGUGGUCUUCAUGGCCCCAACGAAACCCUUGGUGACACAGCAGAUUGAGGCUUGCUACCAGGUGAUGGGUAUCCCGCAAUCCCACAUGGCCGAAAUGACAGGGUCUACACAAGCUUUCACCAGGAAGGAAAUAUGGUGCAGUAAGAGAGUCCUUUUUCUUACACCUCAGGUCAUGGUAAAUGACCUUUCUAGAGGAGCUUGUCCCGCUGCUGAAAUAAAAUGUCUAGUUAUUGAUGAAGCUCAUAAAGCUCUCGGAAACUAUGCUUAUUGCCAGGUUGUAAGAGAACUAGUCAAAUUUACAAAUCACUUUAGAAUCUUGGCUCUAAGUGCCACACCAGGUAGUGAUAUAAAGGCUGUGCAACAAGUUAUUACUAACCUGCUAAUUGGGCAGAUAGAGCUUCGUUCUGAAGAUUCUCCAGAUAUAUUGGCAUAUUCUCAUGAGCGAAAAGUUGAAAAGCUUAUUGUUCCCCUUGGUGAAGAACUUGCAGCCAUCCAAAAGACCUAUAUCCAGAUUUUGGAAGCAUUUGCUCAUUCUUUGAUUCAGAGGAAUGUUUUGAUGAGAAGGGAUAUCUCAAAUCUUACAAAAUACCAGAUAAUUCUGGCAAGAGAUCAGUUUAGGAAAAACCCAUCUCCAAAUAUUGUGGGAAUACAACAAGGCAUAAUCGAGGGAGAGUUUGCUAUUUGUAUUAGUUUAUAUCAUGGUUAUGAAUUAUUGCAGCAAAUGGGAAUGAGAUCAUUAUAUUUCUUCCUUUGUGGAAUUAUGGAUGGAACUAAAGGAAUGACACGGUCAAAAAAUGAACUUAGCCGAAAUGAAGACUUCAUGAAACUCUAUAAACAUCUAGAAGGCAUGUUUGCACAUACACGUAGUACUUCAGCAAAUGGUAUUUCUGCUAUCCAACAAGGAGAUAAAAAAUUUGUUUAUGGUCAUCCAAAGUUAAAGAAAUUAGAAGAAGUUGUAAUUGAACACUUCAAGUCAUGGAACGCUGUAAACACUUCUGGAAAGAAACGUGAUGAGACCAGAGUUAUGAUCUUCUCUUCAUUUCGAGAUAGUGUUCAAGAAAUUGCAGAAAUGCUUUCACAGCAUCAGCCAACUAUUAGAGUAAUGACUUUUGUUGGCCAUGCUUCAGGGAAAAGCACGAAGGGUUUUACCCAGAAGGAGCAAUUGGAGGUAGUGAAACAGUUUCGUGAUGGUGGUUACAACACAUUGGUUUCUACCUGUGUGGGUGAAGAAGGUUUGGAUAUAGGAGAAGUUGACCUUAUAAUAUGUUUUGAUUCUCAGAAGAGCCCAAUUCGUCUUGUACAACGAAUGGGUAGAACUGGCCGAAAACGUCAAGGCAGGAUAGUUGUUAUCCUUUCUGAAGGACGAGAGGAACGUAUUUAUAAUCAGAGUCAGUCCAACAAAAGAAAUAUAUAUAAAGCUAUUUCAAGUAACAGGCAGGUCCUUCAUUUUUACCAAAGAAGUCCACGAAUGGUUCCUGAUGGAAUCAACCCAAAAUUACACAAAAUGUUCAUCACACAUGGUGUCUAUGAACCAGAGAAGCCUUCUCGGAACUUGCAGCGAAAGUCAUCUAUCUUUUCCUUUAAGGAUGGAACAAGGCAAAGUAACCUAAAGAAAGAUUGGUUCUUAUCAGAAGAAGAAUUUAAAUUAUGGAACAAACUCUAUAGAUUAAGAGACAGCGAUGAAAUUAAAGAGAUAACAUUGCCUCAAGUUCAGUUUUCUUCUUUGCAAAACGAGGAAAACAGACCAACUCAGGAACCAACCCCUGGAAUUCAUCAACUCUCUCUCUCUGAAUGGAGAGUGUGGCAAGAUCAUCCUUUGCCUACAUAUCAAGUUGAUCACUCAGAUCGAUGCCGCCAUUUUAUAGGCCUUGUGCAAAUGAUAGAAGGAAUGAGACAUGAAGAGGGAGAAUGCAGCUAUGAAUUGGAAAUUGAAUCUUAUUUACAAAUGGAAGAUGUCAACUCAACAUUUGCUGCUCCCAGGAAUGAAUCUAAUAAUCUUGCCAAUGACACCUUUAUCACUCACAAGAAAUCGUCAUUUAUAAGGAACAUACAUCAAGACAGUUCAUCCUCAGUGAUAGAAUCUGAUGAAGAAUAUGCUGAAAUUUUGAAACAAACUCACAUCAAACCUACUAAAAUUGUUUCUUUAAAGAAAAAGAUGUCUAAAGAAAUAAAAGAAGAUCAGCUUAAAAAAGAAAAUAAUCAUAGUAUUAUAGAUUCUUUAGAUACUGACAGAAAUUCUACUGUUGAAAAUAUUUUUCAACUAGACCUACCAAAUGAUAAAAGGACAUCAGAUACAGAUGAAGUUGCUACCACAUGUACUAUUAUUGAAAACCUUAUUAAAGAGCCAUAUAUAUUAUUAACAGAGUGUCAGUUUACAAAUAAAUCUAAUUCAUUUGCUGGAAAUGUUUUAGAUUCUGGUUAUAACAGUUUCAGUGAUGAAAAAUCUGUUUCAUCUAACUUAUUUCUUCCAUUUGAAGAAGAGCUGUAUAUUGUUAGAACAGAUGAUCAAUUUUCUAAUUGUCACUCACUGACAAAAGAGGUACUAGCUAAUGUAGAGAGUUUUUUAUCUCAUUCUCCUCCGCCUCUUAAUGGACUCUCAGACUUGGAAUAUGAAUUUGCUAAGAGUUCUGCACUUGAGAAUUUGCUUUUCUUACCCUAUGCAGAGCAUUUACAAAGUGAUAAAUGUACCUGUUUGAUGUCACAUUCAGCUGUGAAUUCUCAGCAGAAUUUAGAAGUGAAUUCACUUAAAUGUAUUAAUUAUCCAUCUGAAAAAAAAUGCCUUUUUGAUAUACCUAAUGGUAAUAUUUCUGGUGAGACAAGCUUCUAUGACCACGAUGUACAUAAACAUAAUCAAAAUGAAAAUUCAGUACCUAACAAUCGUGUUCAAAUACACAGAGUUCCCGCACAGAAUUUAAUUGGAGAGAACAAUCACGAUGUUGGUAACAGUGACCUCCCAGUAUUGUCCACUGACCAAGAUGAAAGUUUACUAUUAUUUGAAGAUGUUAAUACAGACUUUAAUGAUGUGAGUCUUUCACCCUUGAACACUAAAAGCAAAUCUUCACAUGAGUCAGACAAGACUGCUAUUAGUGAAAUGCCUCUGGUCUCUCAGUUCUUAAUUUCUGAUGAACUUUUGUUGGACAAUAAUUCUGAACCCCAAGACCAAAUCACCUGUGAUGCUAAUAAUUUUGAAUCUCAUAAUGAUUUGAGAGGUGUACAGAAAGAAAAAGUGAAGAAUGAUGUGGAUAUUUUUGAUUGCUCUAGGGAUUUAUUUUCUGUUACCUUUGAUUUAGGAUUCUGUAGUCCAGAUUCUGAUGAUGGAAUAUUGGAACAUGUAUCAGAUAGCAAUAGACCUCUAGAUGAUCUAUCUGGAAGGUACUUGGAAAUUAAGGAGAUAAGUGAUGCAAAUUAUGUUUCGAAUCCACCACUGAUACCAAGAGAUCAUAGCAAAAAUUUUACAAGUGGAAUUGUUGUUAUCUCAUCAAAUGAAGAUAUACAGAAUCCAAAACGUGUAAAUUUUCCACUGAGUACAGCAAAAAAUGAAGAAUUGUUAUCUCCUGGUUAUUCUCAGUUUUCUUUACCAGUGGGAGAAAAAGUUAUGAGUACACCACUCUCUAAAUCAAACACAUUGAACUCAUUUUCUAAUAUAAGAAAGGAAAUACUUAAGACACCAGAUUAUAAUAAGGAAAAAGUAAAUCUACAAAGAUUCAAAGAAGCAUUGAAUUCAACUUUUGAUUAUUCAGAAUUUUCUCUAGAAAAGUCCAAAAGCAAUGGUCAGAUGUAUCUGCAUAAAUCCUGUCAUUCUGUUGAAGGUAAGAUUCUAUCUUUAUAAAGUUCAGAGGAUGAUGAAAUUUUGAACAAAAGAGUUUCAAGAAAAAAAAAUGAAAAAAGAAACAACCCUUGAGAAAUGCACUAAAAUAAAAAAAAAUCAACUAUUUUUUUCUUAUGCAAGAUUUUUGUUGAAUUAUUAUAGUCAGAAUUAUCAUCUAGUGAUGAGAGUGAGAAUUUUUACAACCCAUAUUCACAAUUAGAAGACUUCAAGGUUUGUAACCGGAAUGCCAGAAGAGGCAUCAAAGUCCAAAAGAGACAGAGUCACCUAAAGCAUGUAGCUAGGAAGUUUUUAGAUGAUGAAGCAGAACUUUCUGAAGAAGAUGCAGAAUGUGUGUCAUCAGAUGAAAAUGAUGAGUCUGAAAAUGAACAGAAUUCCUCAUUACUUGACUUUUUAAAUGAUGAAACUCAGCUUUCACAGGCUAUUAAUGAGUCUGAAAUGAGAGCUGUUUACAUGAAAUCUUUGCGUAGUCCAAUGAUGAACAAUAAGUACAAAAUGAUUCAUAAGACACAUAAAAACAUAAACAUUUUCUCACAGAUUCCCGAACAAGAUGAAACCUAUUUAGAGGAUAGUUUUUGUGUUAAUGAAGAGGAGUCUUGCAAAAGCCAAUCAAGUGAAGAAGAAGUUUGUGUUGAUUUUAACUUAAUAGCUGAUGAUUCCUUUGCAAAUAGGAGUAAAAAAUAUAAAACUCGACGUGCAUUAAUGCUAAAACAAAUGAUGGAAAAAAACUGUGCACGUUCAAAAAAGAAAUUAUCCAGAAUUAUUUUACCAGAUGAUUCAAGUGAGGAGGAGAACAAUGUAAACGAUAAAAGAAAAUCUAAUAUUGCGGUUAACCCAAGCACUGUUAAGAAGAACAAACAACAGGACCCUUGUUUCAAUUCAGUGCCUUCUGGAUCCUCACUGCAGUCCAAGGAGCAUUCUACUCCAAUAGUUCAUCAAUCUCCAAAGCACAGAAAACAGCCAUCCCUUAAUUUAAAGGAUGCAAUUUCUGAAGUCUCAGACUUCAAACCUCAGAAUCAUAAUAAAGUGCAGUCUACCACACCACCAUUCACUACUGUUGAUUCACAGAAAGAAUGUAGAAAAUUUCCAAUUUCACAAAAGGAUGGUAAUGCUUUGGAGGAUUCUAGCACUUCAGGGGCAUUCUGUUCCAAUUCAAGACCACAUUUAGCUGGGACACAUACUUCUCUUAGACUUCUACAGGAAGGAAAAGGAACCUGUAUUCUUGUAGGUGGUCAUGAAAUCACUUCUGGAUUAGAAGUAAUUUCUUCCCUAAGAGCAAUUCAUGGGUUACAAGUAGAAGUUUGUCCUCUUAAUGGCUGUGAUUAUAUCGUGAGUAACCGCAUGGUGGUGGAAAGAAGGUCUCAAUCUGAGAUGUUAAAUAGUGUCAAUAAGAACAAGCUCAUUGAGCAGUUCCAGCACCUGCAGAGCAUGUUUGAAAGAAUAUGUGUGAUUGUGGAAAAGGACAGAGAAAAAACAGGAGAUAUAUCAAGGAUGUUUAGGAGAACAAAGAGCUAUGACAGCCUGCUGACUACCUUAAUUGGUGCUGGAAUCCGAAUUCUUUUCAGUUCCUGCCAAGAAGAAACCGCAGAUUUGCUAAAGGAACUGACCCUAGUGGAACAAAGAAAGAAUGUUGGUAUUCAUGUUCCAACAGUGAUGAAUAGUAGUAAAAGUGAGGCACUCCAGUUUUAUUUAAGUAUUCCCAAUAUAAGUUAUAUAACUGCAUUAAAUAUGUGUCACCAGUUUUCAUCUGUGAAAAAGAUGGCUAACAGCUCACCUCAAGAAAUAUCCACCUGUGCACAAGUAACUCAUCAGAAGGCUGAGGAGAUCUACAGAUAUAUUCACUAUGUAUUUGACAUACAAAUGUUACCAAAUGAUCUUAACCAAGGCAGACUGAAAUCUGAUGCAUGAUCAAGCUGCUAAAGAUGGGGUUAUCAAAUAACUCAUAAUAUUAAACGUACUUCAGUAAUCAUUGCUGUUUGUGAUUAUCAGUUUAAAAUCUGUAAAUAAGAGUAUUUCCUUAUCAUUUGAAUAUAUUAUUUUAUAUUGUAUACAUUUUUAUUUAUGUAGAUUAUAUAAUUUUUAAAAAUCUGAUGUUCGGUGAUCAUUUUGACUAGAUUACGAAACUAAUUUUUUUAUUAAAUAAAACAAGGUUUAUUAAAAGUAUUACUACUAAGGAUAAUUUAAGAAAGUAAAAGCUAAGUUAAGAGAUACACUUUGGAAUGUUCCUAAGAUUGAAGUAUGUACUAAUGUGAUAAAUAGUAAAGUUGAUAUGUCUCUGACU